Molecule: messenger RNA, 4355 nt
Organism: Sphaeroforma arctica JP610
Lineage: Eukaryota; Ichthyosporea; Ichthyophonida
Exons: 4
Coding region: 43-1056 (337 amino acids)
Cellular component (GO): nucleus
Source: RefSeq, a predicted model, not a curated record
GUGUUCGGCUUCGAUCCCGAUUCAAAAGAGGGAAAACAACGCAUGCGAGCCCUCAACGCCGAGGAAGACCUGCGCACUCUAGGGCCACAGAGUGCACCACUGCUGUCAUCUGGUGAAGUGCACGUGCAGUCACCUCCACACACCUCCUCGACGCUACAAAUAUCCAGAGGGGCAGAGCCACAGGACUACUUAGCUGCACACACACACACAAGGCCACAGGCACCGGCGAGUGGAACGGGUUCAGAUGGGGCUGGGUACAACAACUCACCUCAGGGCAGAGUACGUAGAGAGCGCCAGGAGAAGGUGUGGAUUGGUGAUAGCUACGACGCGGAAUUGGACAUUGACCUCGCCAACCUAGAGCCCAUGCCUGUGCUGAGCAAACAGGAGAUACGCAACCGACUGAAGGGCAACAGCACAGAGCAUGAUCAGCACGCAGACACGUCCGACUACGCGUCGUUAUCUGCGACCCAUCGCGACAUCGAGAGGAAAAGGCAGGAGCGAGACUUGAAGCCCACGUAUGUGACGGUGCAGUCCAAGGAGAGGGGUGUGGUGCCACCGGAGAGGGGCAGCAAGCGCAUGCGGAAGAUCAGAAAGUAUUUGGAUCCCGAGGAGGCCUUCUUCAAUCCAGACUUGGCCUACAAGAAGGCCAAGAAGAAGGCGGAUAAGGCGGCCACCCGAUGGAAGAACAGGGGUAUCUCCUGGGCGCAGAUCAAUGCCAAUCUUCCACCUGGAGUGGAACCAGGUCCUCGCAAGCCCAAGGGUUGGGAUAGGAAAGAACCUCCAAAGGCCAUGAAAUCCGAAUGGGAACCCACCAAACGCCUGUCACGGCCUGCGAUGGAGAAAGUGCGCAAGCUGCGCGAAGAGAACCGCUCCACGUGGACCACAGUGGCGCUGGCCGACCGCUUCAAAGUGUCACCUGAGGCCAUCCACCGCAUCCUGCGCAGCAAAUGGCAGCCCUCGGCCGAGCAGUACCAACGUCAGAUGACACGCACCUUUGCGGAUUAUGAACUGCACAGACAGACACGACACAGGAUAGCCGAGACUGACCAUGAGUGAUACGCACCUAUCUAGCACAUGACACACGCGCGAGCGGAGGAGGAGGAGUGCACGACGCUGUGUGUGCGAGGUGCAUGCACGUAGCCUAUGGAAGUGUGUUGGGCGGAUCGGACCACAGGCUAAGGACCCUGAGCCUGUCCCGCCUCACCACGUGUGUGGGUAGUGUGGCUGGCAUCUUCAAGUGUGUGGGUAGUGUGGCUGGUGUCUUCAAGUGUGUGGGUAGUGUGGCUGGUAUCUCCUAGUGCCUGGGUCGUGUACAGGCUGGUGUCGUAUAGCUAUACGGGUCGUCCCUCCGUGCGGUUCAAUUGUAGUGAUUGCGCAUCAAGCAAGUUGUGAGCGCAGGCGUGUGCUUCUGCCGAGGGUUUGCCCAGACGCUAGUUUAGGACUCGGCCCUAGCCUAGAGUCCUGGGGAGUAGGGCUGGGUGCAAAUGGGAGCGGUUUCCAUGGCAACGGCCUCAAACAGCUGCUGCGAUUGCAGUGGAUACUGCUUGCUGUGCAACGUCCUGAAGCACAAGCACUGCCGGCCCCAAUGGUUUACGACAGAGAUGUACAGUUGCUGUUGAUGCCAACACCUGUGGCAGUGGCGAGGGUGCACUACUGCUGCAGUAACUAGUAACACUAGCGUGUGACUAGUAACACUGGAGUAGCUUUUAAUCGGCCUAGAGCGAUUGCUGACUAUUGGGCUUGUUCUCCUAUUCGAUUCGUCGUCUGUCAAACGCUCUCCUUGUGAAUGGUGCGGAGUGGUUUACCCAGAAUACUGCGCAGUGGUCGUCGGCAAUGUUACGUUACAUUCGGAUACGCUGCGAAUGGCUAGGCCGUUUAGUUAAUUAAUAUGUUAAUUGUGAAUCGUGCAGUGCAGGUUUUCGUACCGUACGCAGCUCGUCACAGCCAAUGUGCAUGCCUGCUUUUAAUGAUAAGCCAAUGUGCAUGCCUGCUUUUAAUGAUAAGCCAAUGGGCAUGCCUGAUUUUAAUGAUAAGCCAAUGGGCAUGUCUGCUUUUAAUGAUAUGCCAAUGGGGGUCAUACCUGCUUUUAAUGAUAAUGACACAUUUGUGUAUGCCUCCGCUGUGCUCAUACACGCACAUAUAACGCAGCGAUCAUGAAAACAGAUAACACGAAGUACCCACAGUUGUUAUAAUUCACCCUGACAGCCAUUGAGUCUACACCGCAAGUGCCAUGCGUGUAUUUAAUAUGUGCUAUUUAAAGCCUUUACGUCCCAGUCACCGGUUUAUAUGCAUGUUGUAUUGAUAUGCGAGAUGGCUUCUGCGUAUAGUUUGCCUAUCAUGAAAAGAAACAAGGCAGUUGCAGCGCGUGCAUGUCAAUCAUAUUCCUUUGGGAUUCCGUUCUGACCGGGAUACUUCUUAUUCGAGAUUGCUCCAAUCAAGGCCUGAUAUAGUAUUCGCCUGGUCGUCGGGAUUAUAUCCAGAGUCAAUUGCGAGCACAUGGAGCAAACAAGUAUCCAAACAAUACCAUAUACUCCCCAGACGACUAGAGAUCUUUUUGGACCUUUUGGUAAGUAACACAAUACAGAGCAAAUAAAAUACUUCCCUAUCUUACUACUGGUGCUCCUUGAUUUAAUUUAUGAUGUACACCUCUUGUAAUACUAGGAACAUCGGUUUUCAUAUGAACCCGUUACAUAUUGCUUUUGACACAGACCUACAUAACCCAAAUCUCGUUAAACUCAAUAUGAUCAUGCUAUCAAUAAAAAUUAUAUCCGCACGUUUUAAGACUGCUGACGUGAAUAACUUCUUGUAUUUGUAAUACCAUUUGUAGAAGCACUAUCACUAAUUCUUAAAGACGUCGUCGAUUACAAUCGACUUUAACCGUGUGUACUUUUAUUGCGUGCAAUGUUAUAUGCGCUUGAAGGCGUGUCUUACUAAACACCGAAACAUGCCACUUCCAUCAGCUCUGUUUCUGAGCUUCUUGUAUAGCUGUCUCCCCCACCGUCUUGGGAUUCCUGGAGACUUGUUGCACAGACAGAAUGUGAGCUGCGUGACAGGCUGUGUCCAUGGAUAGCAUUAGAGGUCUCAAUAGGGGUCGGUAGCAUGCUCGGAAGUUGGCAACACGGAACGAUUGUGAUACAGACGGACCCGCAAGGUUCUUGAACUUGUGCAAACACGACCCGUUGUCAAAGCAGAGGACAUCGCCUGCCUGGAGAACGGUCUCGUAUACCGCCGGCAGGUUUUCUAACCACCGUGAACACUCGAAGUCUCUGGCUUCGGAUGUCACGUAAGAGUUGUCGAUACCUAUCGUCAUAUCUACUAAAUCCGUGUAUUCUUUUGGUACAAUAUCAAUCAGCUUCUCGCCUUGUUGCAGAUAGUAGAAGUUGCGCGUGGGCAGGAUAUCAAUGUGGGUUAAUCCUCGGUCAUACGAGCCCAUCAGAUCAAUCCGUACAAGGAAUAGACUGUCCCAAGGCAGGCUCGUGCUCAAAUACUUGUAUGCGAACCGAGCCGGUUUCCAGCAGGUAGCAUCCCACAUCUGCCGCACGUGCACCAGCAGUGUGUUAUCUUUCACUUCGUAGUUGCUCAGGUCAACCGGUGUGAAUACACUCUUAUCCAACCCGCGUAUGACAAAGGGUGUUGCCGAAUCCACAUGUUGGCGUAUUUCCUGCAUGUCCUCUGGGCCCAGAAUGCGCAUGGGAAUACGUACGGCUUUGGAUCCAGGCAACUUCAUAUCAUCUUCGGGCAAGUACAAUGUGCGCUUUUGGUCGCCCAUAACUGCCAUGGUGGCCCAUACAAACACUCCAUAGACGAACAUUACAAUUCGUACUCCUAAGGUUAUCAGCCAAAAUCGCAUACGCUCUAUUGCGGGCAUAUGCAUCAUCGCUUGCAAAUAAGCUAUCAUACUUUCAGUGUUGGAUACUGCCGGACUGGUGGCAUGUUCUACCUUAGUACUGGUGGCGGCAGUUGGCAUUAUGAUAUAUGAAAACUGAUUUCAGAACUAUUUACAAAUAUUGUUUUAAAAAAGGAUACCAACCCAAUUCGUAUUUUUUAUAAAAUAGGACACAGCCCCACAAUUGAAUCGAUGAACAAAGACUACUCAGUUUGAAACAUGGAAGGCGAAGAGAACUGUCAAUAGAAAACUGUAGUUGUGUAAUACUGCAACGAAACAGCUCUCGAGCUAGUAAUAUAUUCCUUUCAUCUCAGGUGCCUCUUGAUGAUUUAUUUCUUGAUCCGGGAAUUUUCACGUGCAACCGAAAAAAGCAAUUCCGGUCAGUCUUCAGACUUCAGUUAGAAAGCGAUAGUUCAUUUUAAGAGCAAUAUGUAAAUAAAUAUGUAUAUAAAGAGGCAUCCCACCAGAC